Camellia sinensis is the source of this 1038-nucleotide messenger RNA. Its product is annotated as secondary thiamine-phosphate synthase enzyme. NCBI's taxonomy places the organism in Eukaryota, Viridiplantae, Streptophyta, Magnoliopsida, Ericales, Theaceae. The record is from RefSeq and is a predicted model, not a curated record.
UGAAAGAGGGGCCCACACCAAGGGGAGGAUGUGUCGCACAUUGCAAAGCUCGGUUGCUGAGCUGCGUAUAUUAAUUUAGUAAAGCAGGUGCAGGGUGUGAAAAAGAAGAGAACCACCGAACCCCCAAAUAAUACAAAUACAAAUACAAAUACAAAUAGGGGAGAGGGAGGAGAUGCAAAUUCAAAGCUCAUUUGUGAGUGCAAAGGCGGCUUCAGUGUGUGUGUGUUCUCCGAUCAUCAGAGUGAAAUCCCUCUACUACACUCAGAAGAUCACCCACGACGAUCCUUCCUCUGCCGGUUCUAUGGCAGCUCCUCCUCCACCUGCCCCAAAAUGGUCUCAGAGGACUAUUACUCUCCCUCCUCAGAGGCGAGGUUGUCAUCUCAUCACUCCCAAGGUUUUGAAGGAAAUUGGGCAAGACUUGUCAGGAUUCAAAUGUGGCCUUGCACAUCUUUUUUUGCAACAUACAAGUGCUUCUUUGACUAUAAAUGAAAAUUAUGACUCUGAUGUUCGAGAUGAUACCGAGACAUUUCUUAACAGCAUAGUUCCAGAGGGGAUGUCUGCACCAUGGAAGCAUACACUGGAAGGUCCAGAUGACAUGCCAGCACACAUCAAAUCAUCAAUGUUUGGCUGCACACUCACGAUUCCAAUUACGAAUGGCCAGCUUAACAUGGGAACUUGGCAGGGCAUAUGGCUGUGCGAGCACCGAGACGAAGCUACUCCACGCAAAGUUGUGGUCACUCUUAAUGGAAUUUAAGGUGCUAAAGUUGAGGGAUUUGACUUUUAAAUCUGAAGUCUUAUAUUUUUGUAAAACAUAAAAAUUCUAUUUAGGUGGUUUAUGAUUAACAAAUAAUGUUAAUGGACACUUGUUUUGUUUGUGAUUCUUCCAUUCUCUCCGUGACCAGUUGAGAGGGAAGUAAGAGUUCCGUGAGAGUAGAUAUAUGGGAAAUAUGUUAAGGUAGAAGUAAUAUGUUGUUUUAUAAGUAACAAUUUCAAAUUACACUCUGGCUCAUGAUAGUGUCACUAAUCACAUUUUCACAA